This is a messenger RNA of Teleopsis dalmanni, 1064 nucleotides long. RefSeq names its product PSME3-interacting protein. The coding region runs from base 62 to 805 and encodes 247 amino acids. Lineage: Eukaryota; Metazoa; Arthropoda; Insecta; Diptera; Diopsidae. The record is from RefSeq and is a predicted model, not a curated record. Gene Ontology annotation, cellular component: nucleus. The transcript has 5 exons.
AAAUUUUAAGUAAUGUUAAUGUUUUGAUUCAAAAUUUAUACAUCUGAGCGGAAUCUUUAAGAUGAGUUCUGGUUUUGUGACAGAGACAGAAAUUAUUGAAGCCCGCAAGCGUCGACAAGACGAAUGGGAAAAAGUUCGUACUGCUGAACAACCACUUGAACGACCUGAAGAACCUUAUGACGGCCGAUCUUUGUACGAACGUUUAAAAGAGCAAAAAAUUAAAAAAGACAUGGAGUUUGAAGAAGCACAUAAACUAAAAAACCUAAUACGCGGCUUAGAUGAUGAUGAAGUGCAAUUCUUAGAAUUGGUUGACCAAACUAAGAUGAAAGCUGAAAUAAAACAGUACAAAGAAGAUGAACGUGAGCUUAAAGAUUUUCGCAAUCGGGUAGCUUCUUUACAGCAGGAAUCUCUUGACAAAAAAAUCCAAAAUGAGAUAAAAACAUCUAAAGCUAAGCCAACCACUUCUACUACACGCCCAACACAAAAAUCUUUAUUAGGUGUUGGUAUUAAACGCAAAAAUGAUGAACCAGAAAGUGAAUCUGGUGCUGAUCAAAAUAAGAUGUCUAAAGUUAUUACAACUGAAACUAAACCAUUGCAGCAGAGAACUUUGUUGAAUAUUAAUACAAACGAAUUCGAUAAAGGCAAUUUUAAAUGUAUUGGAAUUUUACCUGGUAUUGGACGUUAUAAUGAAUCAAGUGACUCUGAAAUAAGCAGCGAUAGUAAUGAUGAACCUGACGCUACUGAGAGUAAAUAUGACUUAGUAGGACGAAAACGUCAAAAAAAGAAGCAAUGUCAGGAAGAAUAAAUUUUCAUUACUUUUUUUUCUGUAAUUUAGUUCAUAAUUAAUAUUAAUAUACAUAAAAGCUAGAGGCAGAAUUGUAGUUUUUCCAUAUUAUUGUUUUUUUGAAUUAUAAAAUAUACUUAUAUGCCAAUUAUAACAAUAGCUACAAUUGUGGUAAAAUAAUUAUUUUUUGCUGGAUCAUUUUAUAUAUUUUUUAUUUAAAUUUUAAUAAAAUGGAAUGUACACGUUAUCUUAAGAUCAAUGUUAUGUUCCAAAUAAGACA